Messenger RNA from Loxodonta africana (African savanna elephant), 799 nucleotides. RefSeq names its product mitochondrial ribosomal protein S21 (gene MRPS21). The record is from RefSeq and is a predicted model, not a curated record. NCBI's taxonomy places the organism in Eukaryota, Metazoa, Chordata, Mammalia, Proboscidea, Elephantidae. Gene Ontology annotation, biological process: translation. The transcript has 3 exons. Bases 85 to 417 code for a protein of 110 amino acids. Gene Ontology annotation, cellular component: ribosome. Gene Ontology annotation, molecular function: structural constituent of ribosome.
AUUGGCAAAGAGGAUGAGGGAGACUUAAUAACGACUCGCGUGUACCUUUUUGGAUUUGGCCACUUCCACGUGCCCCAGUUUCGCAUGUCUUUGAGCACGUUGCAUUUCCAGACCCUUGAGUACAACAGAGUGGAAACUUUUAAAUCCAAGGUCAUGGCAAAACAUCUGAAGUUCAUUGCCAGGACUGUAAUGGUACAGGAAGGGAACGUGGAAGGUGCAUACAGGACCCUAAACAGAAUCCUCACCAUGGAGGGGCUCGUUGAGGACAUUAAGCGAAGGCGGUACUAUGAGAAGCCAUGCCGUAGGCGACAGCGGGAAAGCUAUGAAAUCUGCCGAAGGAUCUACAACACGGAAAUGACUCGAAAGAUCAACUUCUUGAUGCGAAAGAAUCGGGCGGAUCCAUGGCAGGGUUGCUGAGGCAGUUUGUGUCUCCACCUCUUUUCUUCCUCGAACCCAUUUUCUCUUAUGUUUCUCUUCAAUAAACUCAAUCACAUAUAUACAAGAAGGCCUGCAUAUAUAGAGGUAAUCCCACUAGUUGGCAAUGGACCCUGUUUUUUAAGUGAAAAAGAAACUGAGUCAAAAAGUAGUCUAGGAGCAGUGAGAAAGUAUUUUAACAUGUAGCAGAAUGUAUUUUCUAUUACCCAAUUUUUAUGAACUCCAAAGCACGAUCUUAUUGGAAAAGUAUCUGUUACUCUUUUCUGAACUGCUCCCCCUCCUCCCCCCGCUCCCCAAACUGUUAGAUAAAGAGAGGAAGCAUGUAUGUAUUGGGAAUAAACUCUGCUUUUUAAACACCCAUCAA